Messenger RNA from Closterium sp. Naga37s-1, 1251 nucleotides. NCBI's taxonomy places the organism in Eukaryota, Viridiplantae, Streptophyta, Zygnematophyceae, Desmidiales, Closteriaceae. The record is from the annotation of a GenBank genome assembly.
AUGCCCCGCGGCGAGUGGGAGCAGUGGCGGCGGCGGCGAAAUGCCCCGCGGCGAGUGGGAGCAGUGGCGGCGGCGGCGAAAUGCCCCGCGGCGAGUGGAGUAGUGGCGGCGGAGGCGAAAUGCCCCGCGGCGAGUGGAAGCAGAGGCGGCGGCGGCGAAAUGCCCCGCGGCGAGUGGGAGCAGAGGCGGCGGCGGCGAAAUGCCCCGCGGCGAGUGGGAGCAGUGGCGGCGGCGGCGAAAUGCCCCGCGGCGAGUGGGAGCAGUGGCGGCGGCGGCGAAAUGCCCCGCGGCGAGUGGAGUAGUGGCGGCGGAGGCGAAAUGCCCCGCGGCGAGUGGGAGCAGUGGCGGCGGCGGCGAAAUGCCCCGCGGCGAGUGGGAGCAGUGGCGGCGGCGGCGAAAUGCCCCGCGGCGAGUGGGAACAGUGGCGGCGGCGGCGAAAUGCCCCGCAAGGAAGAAAAGCGGUGCGUUGGUCGGAGGACCGCACUCGCCGUCAGCCCCCGCCCCCAACAGCAGUGCUCAUUCACGGCAUCCUGGGCAGCGGCAAGAACUGGGGCUCCUUUGCUCGCCGUCUCGCUACAGAGUUCCCCGCUUGGCAGUUCCUCUGUGUGGACCUGCAUUUCCACGGGGCUUCCACAGAAACUACUGCAACUCCGACCUUCCUGUCUCUGCUCCCUCCAACUUGUAACCAACCGCAAUCCCCUCUCUAUUCCCUUCCAGUUCCUUUGUGUGGACCUGCAUUCCCACGGGGACUCCACAGCCGCAUCAAGGCGCCUGGUGCCGCACUCAACCCUCGCUGAAGUACCUCCGCAGCAGCAUCUCUCUGCCAUGCCUUUCCCCUUCCCCUCAAAGCUCCCCUCCCACUCCCCUUACUUCCUGUGUGUGGACCUGCGAUGCCACGGGGCGUCCACAGCAGCGUCGAGGCACCUGACACCAUACUCAGUGCACUCUGCCGCUAAGGACGUGCUGCACCUGAACAGUGCUGCUCCUGCUGGCUUCUGCUUGCUUGGUUUGGUGCUGCUCUUUUUAGGUGCUACUGCCUGUGCCGUCACAGCAGCAUCGUGGCACCUGACACCGCACUCAGUGCUGGGGGCAGAGCAGGAGGCGAUGGGGCAUGGCGCUGCUCUGAGGAUGCACGUGCUGGAGGACCCCGGGCACUGGGCGGGUGCAGUGCGGUUGAGAGGGGUCUCGAGGUGUGAUGCACGUGGUUUGCAUGGGCAUUGGGGCAUGGGAAAGGGAUGCAUGCUGGGGUGA